Molecule: messenger RNA, 443 nt
Organism: Paramecium sonneborni
Lineage: Eukaryota; Ciliophora; Oligohymenophorea; Peniculida; Parameciidae
Source: the annotation of a GenBank genome assembly
AUGAGUAAUUAUAAAUAAAUAAAUUAUUUAUAGUGGGUUGGAUAAUAUGUAUAACAAAAUAAAAAAGCUUAGAAUAUAGAUAAGUAUUUAUAAAGAGAAAACCCUUACUGGACUUAUGUAGAUAGUACGCUGAGGAGUGUUUAUAAUGGGUAAAAAAAAUGGGUUUAAGUAUCAAAUAAUAAAAUAUAAGUAAAUGUUUUGUUAAUUUUUCUGGAAAUUAUGUUAAUGGAAAACGUAAGUCAUUUGAAAUUAUAGAUUAAAUAUUUCAAAUCAUGAGCAAAUUAUGUAUUUUUGAAAACUAUAAUAAAGUGAUGGAGUCAUUUUUUAAGAUAAUGGAUUAAAAGUAGGAUUAUGGACAAAAUUAGAUGAAAAUUUCUCUUUGCAAUAUUCAAUUAUAAUAGCAUUAAGAAAAUUAUAUAAAUGGAAAGAAAUAUAAAAGUUGA